This is a messenger RNA of Dentiscutata heterogama, 1058 nucleotides long. Lineage: Eukaryota; Fungi; Glomeromycota; Glomeromycetes; Diversisporales; Gigasporaceae. The record is from the annotation of a GenBank genome assembly.
GUGUAUUUACCCGAAUGAGUUCUUCAGUGUCUAAUCACAUGUUAGAGGAUAAUAUACCCUCUGCGAAUGAUGAUGAAUUUUCGGGAUAUGAGGAGCCACUUGAAUCUGAAAGAUCGCCUGCGUGUAAAUCAAAAAAGCGAAAAAAACGCGAUAAUCCUAGUAUUGUAUGGGAUCAUUUCGAGGUUGAGACAACAAAAAAUGGCAAUUUUACUGUUUGCAAAAUCUGUAAAAAUAAUAACAUUACCGUCAAAUAUCCAAAGAUUUAUCAAACAAUCGAUGACGUGCCAACAAGAUGGAACUCCUCAUACUUGGCUUGGGUCCGGCUUAAAGAACUACGAAAAGCGAUCGAUCAAAGCCAAUCAAUCGAGGAAGAUGAUCCUGAAUCUGAUAUAGAAAAUGAAUUUGAUACACUAGUGAGUUCGGAACAACUUCAACAACCAUUACAAGCAGCACAAGGACGAAAAAACAAACGUAACCAUAGCAAAGUCAAAAAAAGUGCACAUAAUGAUUCACGAUUUAAAGGUCGUCAGUUAAUUGAGACACCUGUUACUAAUGAAGGUUUAUGUGAUCUGGUUAAGGCUACAUGUUUCCUUUCUCUUAAAGAAUAUUGGGAGGUUCCUAAAAAAAUUGGGCUUGUUGCAUCGUUUUUGGACCCGCGAAUUAAAAGUUUGAAAUUUCUUGGUGAUGAAACAAUAAAAGCGACGACAAUUGAUACAGUGCGAACACUUUGUACUGAGAAAAAUUACCAUCAACCUUCGGUUGGGCUUGAUAAGCCAUUUAACACUCCAGAUCGUGAACCUGCAACAGCUAAUAGCUUAAUUGCAGCUUUAUAUAGUAAUGAGGAAUUGAAUGAUGAAAUUUAUAAUGAGACCGAAGUUGAUCGUUAUCUUCGUGAACCUAUUGAGAAAAGGGGCUCAACAUCUGUCCCUUCAGAGCGAUUAUUCUCUGAUGCUGGACUACAUAUCACUGCAUUGCGUAACAAGCUUCAUCCUGAUAUGAAGGGUGAAAAUAUGGUUUACUUAAUUAAAGUAAUUGGCAGAGUUCUUGGACCACAAAUG